This is a messenger RNA of Darwinula stevensoni, 1803 nucleotides long. NCBI's taxonomy places the organism in Eukaryota, Metazoa, Arthropoda, Ostracoda, Podocopida, Darwinulidae. The record is from the annotation of a GenBank genome assembly.
CUUUCAGCUGAUGAGUUUUGUGUCCUGUGUGGGAAUCAUCGUUGAUGAUGAGUGAAGACUGGAUAGGAAGUCUAGUGUCCAUUGACUGUGGCCCUCACUUAGGGGCAUAUCAGGGGCAGGUGAAGUAUGUGAACCCUGUUGAUCAGUGUGUCACUCUUCAGAAAGUCUUCCAUAAUGGCAUUCCCCUGUCUCCACAGGAAGUCGUCAUCAGAGCUGAGGAAAUAGAAAAUUUGAGUAUUCUGAAAAAGGGAGAAGGAAGGAGUGAUACAUCUGCUGUCAGCACUGUGAAGAAGCAGGGGAAGAAAAUGACUAAGAUCCAAGGGAAUUUUUCGGGCUGUGAUCCAGUAGUGAAGAAUGGCACAAAUGGAAGAGGCAGUCGUACUACUGACCCCAGUGACAAGAAUGGAACAAAUGGAAGAGGCAGUCGUACUGCUGACCUUAGUGACAAGAAUGGGACAAAUGGAAGAGGCAGUCGUACUGCUGACCCUAGUGACAAGAAUGGAAGAGGGAUUCGGAUACCUGAUCCUGUAGACAGGAGUGGGAGAGGGAAUCUGCCUGACUCCUCUAGUCGUAAUAUUCGUAUCUUACCAAGUGAGAGCUUGGGUCGCUCUCCUGACAAGCGAGAAGUUCAGAGGCAGAGGCAAGCUGAGAGAGAUGAGGCCUGCUUUGGCACUCCUGCUGUUUUUGAGGAGAUCAAUGGUCAGAAGCCAGACUUAGUGAAAGGGGUUGAGGGGCGAAAGAAGAAUGCCAAGUACAAGCAUGAGGAGUCGGUUCUUCCAUCAUCUCUUGUGACAAGAAGCAAGGAGAACUCUUGGGUGUCAGAUGAUGGGAAGGUUGUGCCAGGUUUGAGUCUGAGCAUGAGGGAAGACAUCUUCAAGAAGGCAAAGGAGAAUGGUCUCAGUCUGGAAAGGCAGCUGGACAUGAUGGGUCGUGGUGCAGUAGAAAUGGUCCUCCAGCUACUUGGUGGCAGCCAGAGGUUGAACUCAGGGAACUGUCAUCAGGCUCCUUGUGUGGUGAUUUUGUGUGGGCCAUCAUGGCAGGGUGCAACAGCCUUGAAUGCAGCUCGCCAGAUGGCAUCUCAUGGGAUCAAGACUGUGGUUUAUCUCCCUGACUUACCAUCAUCUCCACCCUAUGUUCUCAAGGAGCUCAAGCUGUAUAAACUCACCAAUGAAUCCCUCACAACGUCUGUCCUUGGUCUUCCAGACACAUCAGUGGACCUAGUUGUGAAUGGGACUGAGAACCAUGAAGAGGCAUGUAGUCCACAGGGGAGUUGGCUCACCCCUCUGGUGCAGUGGGUGGCCCAGUGCAAGGCCCCAAUCCUAACCCUAGAUCCUUCUGUCUCAUUCCAAUCUAGCCCCAUCAAGGGAAAAUGGAACCUAGUGCCCCUGUUUCCCCUCAUUUAUCAGGGUAGCACCCCCCCACAACCCCUCUAUGUUUGUGAUCUCGGCAUCCCUGCCCUCAUUUUCUCCCAAGUGGGUGUUCAAUAUCGUUCCCCAUUUGGAGCAAAAUUUGUCAUACCUGUGCAUCCUCGCUCUUGACUUACCUGAAAUUUUGUUUCCAUCUCCAUCCAAGCAGUCAGUUCGUCAUCUCGUCAUCUACUGGUGUCAGUGCUUAUGGUUCCUUUGCAUUGUUUUCAUGUUGGCACAUCAUGGAGACAGUUCAUACCUCUGACACCUGAUUGCUUUUUUCACUCUUUGGAGUUUGGAUUCUGGGUCAAAUUAGGUCCAGAGAGUAUGAUGGUAUCCUUGCCAGUGUCAUCUAUGAUAUGAAUUUCUGCAGGGGGCUCUUCCCUCAAGAAUUAGU